AUGAGUGCCGCAGGAGACUUCGUGCCGCCAAUGUUUAAUUUUAAACGCGAACGUAUGAAUGUCGCUCUGGAAAAAAAUGGAUCUGUAGGUGCAAUCUACCGUUGCUCGAAAUCAGGAUGGAUCACUGAAGAUUUAUUUCUGGAGUGGUUAAAGCAUUUCGCUCAAUAUGUAAAUAUCUCUACUGUAGAUCCAGUGUUAGUAAUUUUAGAUAAUCAUGCCACACACUCUUCCUUGAAGUCUUAUAAAUCCUGCCGUGAAAACGGGAUUGUUCUUGUUUCACUGCCCCCACACACUUCCCACCGGCUCCAGCCUCUGGAUGUCACAUUUUUCAGUUCACUAAAGACAGCAUAUAGUAAGGAAUGCGAUCUUCAUAUGAAGACCCAUCAUUAUAGCAAAAUUGAAGUGACUGACAUCGCAGAGCUCUUUGCCAAAGCUUAUAAUCGCAUCACUUCUAAAGAAAAAGGUUUAAAUGGGUUUAAAAAUACGGGUAUAUUUCCGUUAGACAGAAACCUAUUUGGUGAGGAAGAAUUUACUGAAAUGUCAGUAGAAGCAACAGUAGGAGCAAAUUCCGACAUCGAAAGAGAAGCUAGCGAAUUAAGCUUUUCUCCCGAAAAUUCCGUUUAUUUAGAUUCGAAGCCCGGAACUAGUACGGCUUCAGACUCACCAUAUGUACCAACCAAAAGCUACUAUAAAAAAUAUAUGCGUCAAACUACACCGCCACUGGAAACCUAUAAUACGAAGCCGCGUGCAAAUUUAGAGAAAAAAAAGCGUCAGCGCAGGUCAUCUUCCAGCGAUAGCUUUUCAACAGACAUUACAGACGAAAUCUCCGACGAAAACGCAACCGAUGAUGGAGACAAGACCGUUCUAUUAAAGGGUACAUCCUUUGAAGACUUUCAUCCCACACCCCGAUUAAUAGAAAAACCACUCUUUAAAAAAAGAAAACAAAUGUCCCAAAUACUAAUAUCCACUCCGCUGCAGGCAUCUUUAGAGGAAAAAGAAGCAAAGAGAGAGAAAAAGAAAGUUGACGAAGCCACAAAAAAAUUAUUUCAACAAGGAAGAUCGGUGGGAUUUAAAAAGACAGCAGCUAAAACACAAAUUAAGGACAAGUCUAAACGUAAACAGCAACAUGGAGAGUGUAUGAAAGAGAACGAUUUAUGUCCAAUAUGCGUAGAGACUGGAAGGACAGAUGAACUGUGGUGGCGGUGCAGAUCAUGUGGUACUUGGCUUCAUGCUGCCUGUACUGCGGUAUCUCAGCCAGAAGACUUGGAUUCGUGUAUAGAACGUGAAUAG
Sitophilus oryzae (rice weevil) is the source of this 1290-nucleotide messenger RNA. RefSeq lists its product as uncharacterized. Gene Ontology annotation, molecular function: DNA binding. Gene Ontology annotation, cellular component: nucleus. NCBI's taxonomy places the organism in Eukaryota, Metazoa, Arthropoda, Insecta, Coleoptera, Curculionidae. The record is from RefSeq and is a predicted model, not a curated record. The coding region runs from base 1 to 1290 and encodes 429 amino acids. The transcript has a single exon.